Molecule: messenger RNA, 1668 nt
Organism: Elaeis guineensis (African oil palm)
Lineage: Eukaryota; Viridiplantae; Streptophyta; Magnoliopsida; Arecales; Arecaceae
Product: amino acid permease 6
Source: RefSeq, a predicted model, not a curated record
GCCCAGCGAAACUAGUAAAUGGCGACGAUUAGAGCAUGCACUAAAUACCCUGUCUCAGGGUCCAUACACGUUCAACUCCUAUAAGAAGACACCCCAUUUCCCCCCGGUCUCUCUACGGAGAAGAGAAAUUGAGACAAAGUCUCAAAGCCAAAGGUGCAGGACAGUGCCAACUCCAUGGAGGCAGGCUUAGGCUUCGAGGUGGCCAAAGGCAGCGAAGCUAUGGUGGACUUUGAUGAUGAUGGCCGUGUCAAGAGAACAGGAACAUUGCUGACUGCUAGUGCCCACAUCAUUACUGCAGUGAUUGGGUCUGGAGUGCUCUCUCUGGCUUGGUCCGUAGCUCAGCUGGGCUGGGUGGCUGGGCCUACAGUUCUCUUAGCUUUUUCUCUCAUCACUUGGUUCUGCGCUAGAUUGCUUGUGGAUUGCUAUAGAUCUCCCAACCCAACGUACGGCAAAAGGAACUACACUUACAGGGAUGCCGUGAGAUCCUACUUAGGAGGAAUGAACUAUAAACUAUGUGGAGUGGCUCAGUAUGCUAAUCUCGUAGGAGCUGCCAUUGGGUACACCAUCACCACAGCCAUCAGCAUGGGGGCCAUAAAAAGAUCCAAUUGCUUUCAUAAGCAUGGCCAUGAUGCAAUAUGUGAAGCAUCGAACAAUAAGAACAUGAUCAUCUUUGCAAGCAUUCAGAUAAUCUUGUCUCAAAUACCCAACUUUCACAAGAUUUGGUGGCUCUCAAUUUUGGCAGCCAUCAUGUCCUUCGCUUACUCUUCUAUUGGGCUGGGGCUCUCAAUUGCCAAAAUAGCAGAAGGGAUCGCUGCGAGGACCACCCUAACAGGGGUCACUGUUGGGGUGGACGUUUCUGCAAGUGAGAAGGUGUGGAGGGCAUUUCAAGCUCUUGGGAACAUAGCCUUUGCCUUCACUUACUCCAACGUUCUUAUUGAGAUAGAGGACACGCUAAAAUCAGAUCCACCAGAGAACCAGGUCAUGAAGAAGGCCUCAAACAUAGGCGUGUCCAUCACAACGGUCUUCUAUAUGUUGUGUGGUGUCCUGGGGUACGCUGCUUUUGGGAACGAUGCACCUGGCAACUUCCUCACUGGAUUCGGUUUCUAUGAGCCAUUUUGGCUCGUUGAUGUUGGAAAUAUUUGUGUAGCCAUCCAUCUCAUCGGAGCAUACCAGGUGUUUACUCAGCCAGUUUUCCAAGUUGUUGAGAAUUGGUGGCACGGCCGCUGGAGCCGUAGACACUUGCUGACCAUUGAGCAUGUUGUCAGCAUUCCCUUCCUGGGUGACUACCCGUUCAGUUUCUUCCGCUUGAUUUGGAGAAUACUUUAUGUCAUCUUAACCACUGUGAUCGCCAUGAUAUUUCCUUUCUUCAAUGACUUCGUUGGUUUGAUCGGAGCUGUGUCAUAUUGGCCCCUCACAGUGUAUUUCCCUAUCGAGAUGUUCAUUGCUCAGGCUAAGAUAGGCAGGUUCUCUGCAACGUGGACAUGGCUCAAGGUCUUGAGUUUUGGUUGCUUGUUAGUGGCUCUACUUGGAACUUGUGGGUCACUCCAAGGCCUUAUUCACAGCGUUAGAGGGUAUAAGCCCUUUAAAAGUGCAUGAAGCAUGGUGAAGCACUAGCACCACUAGGGAGGUUAAUUCCACUUGAAUUUGUCUUUUUUUCCUUUUUUUUUU